This is a messenger RNA of Diabrotica balteata, 1416 nucleotides long. NCBI's taxonomy places the organism in Eukaryota, Metazoa, Arthropoda, Insecta, Coleoptera, Chrysomelidae. The record is from the annotation of a GenBank genome assembly.
AUGUAUUACAUAAUUUUACCAAACGCCUCAGUAUCUGCGCCUAAGCCAUCACAAACACAACUACUGGUGACAUCAAUUGCUCCAGCUCCACUUAAACUAAAAACAUCACAAAACCAACUAUUGAUGACAACAAGGACUUCUCCACCGGUACUUAAAGUAGUUCCGAAAGUUGUGAUGGCAACUAAUACUGUUGGAUCUAGAUCUCUACCUCCAUUGAAAGUAACUUCAACCAAUCGUUCAAUAAAUAACGCAACAACUGUGUCAAAUGUACGUCCAAACUCACCAGUCGUAACCCAGAGUAAACGUGCUUUGCCCACACAAUAUAUUGACCCUUUUGACUAUACUCCUUACGUAGAAAACACUUUAUCCUCUAAAUACACACAAAAAAUAAUCGCUAAAGAAGAACGAAGUUUAAAGCAGCGACAAGUAUUCACGUGGAUUUGUAGAAUUUGCAAGAAAGGAUUCCAUGAAAAAGAACAGCUUCUGGAGCACUACGAAAUACACAAGAAUACCAAAGAUCAGCUGGGUGAUAUCGACUUAAAUAGCGAUGCAUAUAACAUAAGCAGCAAAGAAAUAACUUGUCCAAUUUGUAUGAGGAGCUAUACCAACAUAGCUUACUAUCAACAACACGUUACUAAUAAACACAAACCAAAAGAACACUAUUGUAAUUUGUGUAACUCUAAUUUUAAUGAUGAUUAUCUAUUGAGUGUACAUAACAGCAAGAUUCAUAACCAAGAUCCAGAAUUGUACGAGUGCGUGAUAUGUAAAAAGUUUCAAACAAAAAUCAGCAGAAGGUUAUACGAUCAUAUAAAUACAAAGCAUUUAAAAGAGGAAAUGUAUUGCAUUGUAUGUGACAAGACAUUCUCAUCGAAGACGUGGUUUGAAAAUCACAAAAUAUUUCACAUAGAACCUGAUGAAAGAGAUACAUAUAAGUGUCGCAGAUGCAAAUCUAAAUUCACUACGAACUACUGCUUAAUGCAACAUAUGCAAGAAUUCCAUAUAAAAUACAAAUGCAAUCAGUGCGAUGUAACCUUUCCCUACAAGCUAAAUUUUGACAAACAUAACCUACUUUUGCAUGGAGGAGAACAAUUUCUUUGUAAUGAUUGCGGAAAAACGUUUAAAACAAUGGCUGUCCUUCGCUCCCACCUAACAACUCAUGGAACAGGGAGCUAUCUUUGUUCUUUGUGCAGUAAAGUGUUUAAACAGAAAGGAAGUCUUGACCAUCAUUUGAGGACUCACACUGGAGAAAAACCGUUCAAGUGCCAUACAUGCAAUAAAUCUUUCUCCCAGAGCACCACUCUUAGAAUACAUAUACGAACCCAUACCGGCGAGAGACCAUAUCCUUGUUCCAAAUGUGAGAAAAGAUUUAUUAAAAAAAGCAUGAAAGAUGUUCAUGAGAAAAAGUGUAAAUUUUAA